UUACACAAUACAAACACUGCUUUCUAAAUAAAAGUCUCUUUAUCUCUCUCUUUCUGUAUUUCUCUCUUUUUCCAUGGAAGCUCAACACCUUCAUGCUAAGCCUCAUGCUGAAGGAGAAUGGUCCACAGGCUUCUGUGAUUGCUUUUCUGACUGCAAAAACUGUUGUAUCACAUUCUGGUGUCCAUGUAUCACAUUUGGCCAAGUCGCUGAGAUUGUAGAUCGAGGAUCCACUUCGUGUGGUACGGCUGGAGCUCUAUACGCGUUGUUAGCCGUAGUAACUGGUUGUGCAUGUUUCUACUCGUGUUUCUAUCGUGGAAAAAUGAGAGCUCAGUACAAUAUCAGAGGUGAUGAUUGUACUGAUUGCCUUAAACAUUCCUUCUGUGAGCUUUGUUCUUUGACCCAACAAUACCGUGAACUCCAGCACCGCGGUUUCGAUAUGAAUCUUGGAUGGGCGGGGAACGUGGAAAGGCAACAGAACCAAGGAGGUGUGGCGAUGGGUGCUCCGGUCUUCCAAGGCGGCAUGACCCGCUAAGAUUUAUAUUUUUAUGUAAUUCAUUUGUCAUAUAGUAUGUAGUAAUAAAACGAGGUUUAAUCCUCUGUUUGUGUUGUAUAAUAUGCUUGCUUUAAAAGUUUGAACAUGAGUGUUUCUCAAUGUAUACUCUACUGUAUGGUUACAAGAAUUAAAUUACAACGUCCAGA
Molecule: messenger RNA, 699 nt
Organism: Arabidopsis arenosa
Lineage: Eukaryota; Viridiplantae; Streptophyta; Magnoliopsida; Brassicales; Brassicaceae
Source: the annotation of a GenBank genome assembly